UCUCUUCUUCCUCCUCCUCAUUUCAAAUUCGAAUCAGGGCGAGUUGGCUUCUCGGAGAAGGCAGAGGAGAGAGAGAGAGAGAGAGAGGCGGGAUGGUGAAGCGGCAGCGGGAGGAGGAGCCGGCGACGGCCAGCCAAUCCGGCGACGACGAUUCCAACUCCGACGAGUGGAAGGACUUUCUAAACCUAGAUGGUGGCGAAGAGGCGGCGGAGGUGGACGACGACUGCAACCUGGCGCCGCCGGAGAAGGAUGCAGAGGCGGCGAAGGCGAGCCAAUCCGGCGACGACGAUUCUAACACCGACCAGUGGAAGGGCUAUCUAAAUCUAGAAGAUGGCGAAGAGGCGGCGGAGGUGGACGACGACCGCAACCUGGAUCAGCCGCCGGAGAAGGAUGCGGAGGCGGCGAAGGUGGACGUCGACCGCAAGCUGGAUCAGCUGCCGGAGAAGGAUGCGGAGGCGGCGAAGGUGGACGGCGACCGCAUCACGGCGCUGCAGGAGAAGGCUCGGGUGCGCAUCCUCGACUUCCUCCCGAUCAAGUCGGUGAUCCUCAUGGGUUCGCUCUGCAAACGGUGGCGGGAGAUGUACGGCCUCUACUGGAGGGAUGUCGCCGUCGACGUCGAGCUCCCCACCGACGGCGAUGCGCUGAGCAAGCUAGAGGAACGCGCGGGGCAGCAGGAGCCGAAACGCCGCCUCCGCUACUUCUUCCUCCUCGUCGUCGAGAGAAAAAAUGUUCAGAGAGAAUACUUCAAUUCCUGCCUCGAAUACGCCGGCAAGUGCUCUCCCGAGGUCAUCCACAUCAGUGAUCGAGGAGGAGCGGGCCGCAAGUUUAAGAUGCACCUGACGAGCAAACAGCUCGUGCGCCUCUCGAUAAUCGGCGUCGCGUUGGGUCAUUUCCAGGGCAAGUUUUGUGAAGGCGUCUCCUUCCCCACGCUCGAGGAAAUCCACAUCAAGAACUCCACUAUCAAUAAAAUGGACGACCUCAAGAAUCUAGUCGGCGCGUGCCCCAUCCUCCGCGUCCUCGACCUGCGCGGAUGCAAAACCAUCACCCAAAUCGACGUCGACACCGCUGGAGAGCACCUGAUGAGCCUCACCGUCAUGGACUGCGAACGCGUCCGACGGCUGACCGCCGGCAAACACCUGCGCUCCUUUCGCUACAGCGGUAACUUCCUGACGUCACUGUCCCUUCCGGACAACGACUCGCUUGCCGACCUCUUCAUCGGCUUCCCGAGAAGCCAAUCUACCACCCCGGGGCCCGAAAAUUCGUUCAAACGCCUCCCAGAUCUCUCGAACCUCACCUUCCUCACCCUGUGCAGCACUUCUCUCCGGGCUGUAACUGUGGCGGGUAAUACCAUUCAGACAAACUUGAGGAGUUUAAGAGAGCUUCAGUUGCUCAUGUUCAAAUUGGAACCGAUCAACCUCAGUGACGUUCGUCGAUUCCUGAACACCUGCGGCUACUACCCUCAGCUGACGAAGCUCUUUGUGCAGCUCCCAGAAAGAGAUUGCACAUACACGGAGAACACUAGCUCAGAGAAUGUGGAGGGGGAACAACAGGAUGGCUUCGAAAAGCUUGAUGUGGUAAAGAUGACGAACUUCAAGUACGACUGGAAUGAGAUUCGGCUGCUGCAGUUUCUGUUCAAGAAGGCCAAACUCCUCCAGAAGCUGAUACUAGUUCGUCCCAUACCAGUACCGGUAGAUCGCCCCUUCCGACUCCAGGUUCCCGCAAAUGUCCAGCUAACUGAUUGUGCUGAUGAUUCUACAGUCAAGUCAUUUCAUUCAGAACUCCUUACCUCGAAGACGAACUAGUGUUCAGUCAAUAGUCGAGCUGCUUAUAGUUCUACAGAUCUGGAGCAUUAAUAGGUUGGAAAAGAGAUACAGGACAAGAUAACAUGUGCAGAAACAAGUACAGUCUCGUCAUACCUUGAUUUCUUUUUUCCUUCUGUUUUACUUGAAAAAAGGUGAUUGAAUGACUUGGUAUUUCACUGUCAAUUUAUGAUGUAUUUGGCAUUUUAGCAACUUUAGCUAUACAUAUGAGUUUACAGUGAAAUAUGUUCUUACCUACUUCUGUGGAAAAAGGAUUAGUACAAAAUAAACUUGGAUGCAGAAUCCUUGGGCACUGAAGUGGUUCCUUUCUGUGUUC
This is a messenger RNA of Oryza sativa Japonica Group (Japanese rice), 2136 nucleotides long. RefSeq lists its product as uncharacterized. Gene Ontology annotation, molecular function: protein binding. The record is from RefSeq and is a predicted model, not a curated record. NCBI's taxonomy places the organism in Eukaryota, Viridiplantae, Streptophyta, Magnoliopsida, Poales, Poaceae.